This is a messenger RNA of Penicillium alfredii, 1017 nucleotides long. RefSeq lists its product as uncharacterized. NCBI's taxonomy places the organism in Eukaryota, Fungi, Ascomycota, Eurotiomycetes, Eurotiales, Aspergillaceae. The transcript is spliced from 3 exons. The coding region runs from base 1 to 1017 and encodes 338 amino acids. The record is from RefSeq and is a predicted model, not a curated record.
AUGACCCUCUCCCAGCCUGGUUCAGCGGAGAAGACCAUCCGCAAAAUCGAUAUUGCCCAAGUGUCCCUCAGUCUACAGGACCGGUUGGGCCUCGCCAAACUCAAGUACCAACAUGGGCGUCUGCAUGGGUUGGGCUUGACUCAAGAUAGCCGACUCGGUAUUGAUAGUGACAAGCCCUCCGACUCGUCGUCCGAGUUCUCUCGCAGCCGCUGCGAGACCCCCUUCACCUCCCCACCCCUUCGGGCCUCGACCUACUCCAAGGAACUCCCUCGAUCCGCCCGCAACAAACAUGCCGUUACCUUCAACUCCCGACUGAUGCUGCCGAUGCUGCCGGCCAAUCGCAAGCGACUCCGGUCCGACUCGGACUCUGAGCGUCCGGCGAAGGCCCCCCGGGUCUCAUGGAAGAGUUCCUACCAGCUGCCAGAAUCGUCACCGGCAAUCAACCGUCAUCCUCCGCCCCGUCCGAGGCACGUCCCGUUUAUGUCUGAGGCAACCAUCCCGGAGCUGUCUUCUCCCGCAUACCAUGGGCCGUCGGACGAGGAAAAUGACCCGGACCUGCCCCUGCACAGUUUUCAGAACAUGAGCUCCAUGGUUGGGUCCUCGCCUCCACGCACCCCUCCACCGAAGCACUCACGGCUGGCACGAUCCGAUCAUGCCUUGAAGCACGAGGACGGCGCAGACCUGCUGCUCACAGGCCUUCCCCCGUCAACCCCACCCAGCCAGCAUGCUGUGAUGCCAUCAUUGACCCCCACACCCGGUGCGGGAGGAUUCCCCAAUUUUGGCACUCCAAAUCAGCAGUUCAACUUUGCUGAUUUUGUGAAUGUCACUCCGAGUCCAGCCCAGCCUGCCUGGGGCAACCGCACUCCUGGUAAUCCUUCUCGGACUCCUCUGGCAACCAAGGAAGCCCGCAAGCGCUUGAACUUUGACAGCCUGGCUCCUCCCAACACCUCGAGCCCCCGAGUUCCUGGAAAGGACUCGGGCUUGGCCUUGCAACUUGGGGGUGAACUGCGGCCAUGA